Plasmodium vinckei vinckei is the source of this 1152-nucleotide messenger RNA. RefSeq names its product conserved Plasmodium protein, unknown function. The record is from RefSeq and is a predicted model, not a curated record. Bases 1 to 1152 code for a protein of 383 amino acids. The transcript has a single exon. Lineage: Eukaryota; Apicomplexa; Aconoidasida; Haemosporida; Plasmodiidae.
AUGGAAAAAGAAAACCCCAAAAAAAUAAAAUUAAAUGUUACAAGAGAAGAAGACAAUUUACAAACGAACAUAUAUUAUGUUUGCGAUAAAAAUAUUAUUAUUUCUCAAUUAAAUAUUACAAUUAAUUAUGAUGAAAAUAAUAUAGAAGAAGAGGAUUUUGGGAUUACUAACGAAUGGAAUAUUAAUGAUAUAAAUAAACAAGUUGAAAAUGAAGAUAAUAAUAAAAAAAAGAAAUACAUUAAUAUAAAAAUAUCUUAUAGUGAUGAAUUAAAUGAUUUAUAUUUUAAUAAUGUAAUAAAUAAUUUGUAUAAUUAUAUAUUUGAGAAUAAAUUAAAUAAUUUAUAUAUAAAUAAAAACCACACAUGGUUUAUAAAUAUAAAUAUAUAUAUAUAUGAAUAUACCCCAUAUAUAUAUGAUCAUAUUUGUAAUGUUAUUAAUGUCCAUUUAUCUCUUUUAUUAAUUCCAUUUUGUUUCUAUGACUUUGAUUCAAAAUGGUAUAGAUGUGUAGAAAAUUAUGACGAAUUUCUUAAGUUGAUUAAUAGGAAUAAUAAUAUAAAAGAAAAUAACGUAAAAACAAACAGUGAAACAUUGGAAGAUGAUAAAAAUAAAAUAAUUCAAGAAUCUCAUGAUACUUCAACAGAAGACAUGAUAUUAGUUUUAGAUAAACAUGAACAAAAUAAAAAUAUCAUUAUAAAUCAACUAAAUAAUACAAAUUUCGAUUUAUUUGUUCAAGUUAAAAAUAUAAAAACAACUGGGAUGUUUAAAAGAUUAUUUAUAAAUUUUAUUCCAAUUAUUAAAACUGCAAAUGUAAAUGAUCAAUUUAUUUAUAUUGUUAAAUUUGUAGAUUAUUCUUCUUUUUUUUUAAGUACCCAAAAUAAUGCUGAUAAUAAUAGUAUAUAUAAUGAAAUUGUUCAAAACCAUCAUUUUGUAAAUUUUAAUAAAUAUACCUUUUCCAAUUCCCUAGAAAAUAAUCCAAAUGAUACUGAAAACAAAUUUGAAUUUGUUGAUAAUUAUUAUAUUCUUUUUAAUGGCAAUCAUUCAAAUAUUGAUGAAGCUGGUAUACUCUCGGAUUCGAAAUCAACAAUACGUUUUUACUACGAUUUCAUCACUCAAUUUUGUACAAAUUAUUUUACAGAAAACUUUUUAAAGUAA